AUGGUCUAUUCAGUCGACCUGUUUGUCAAUAACCUGACCCCAUUCAACUGGGUUCCGGCUGCAACUCACGCAACCAUUCUUAACUGGGGCUCAGUCAAGACCGCUCCGGUUCCCAUCGCGGCAGGGACUCCCAAUGCACCGGUUGCCAGGUUUGAAUCAUGGUGGGGCACAUGGACCGGUACGGAAGGGAUCGUAAUCUACAAUAUGGAAGGGGUUGGUUCAAUCGGUCUCAUGGUCAACGAGCCAUGGAUCGGUAGCAAUCAUUGCCGGAUGGGUCUUGUGCCAGAUGAGUUCUUCUACGAUGAGGUCGGGUAUAAGGGUGAUGACCAGUUGAAAAGGUUUCUCUCUGGCGCCAGCCCUUCCACGAUCUUCCUUCCGGACGAAGUGGGUAGCACCAAUGGGAGCAACUAUGAUCACGGCACCCAAUGUGCUCGUGUCCCACUCAACAACAAUCCGGUGACAAAUGUUGGAGGCGCCGAUGUUAGAUGCAACGUUGGGGGCGCCAGGGGAGUUGCCGGGAAGUGCCCCGUCAAAGCCGGUGGAACCGUGACGGUCGAGAUGCACGCGCAACCCAACGACCGUAACUGCAAGAACGAGGCCAUCGGUGGCGCUCACUACGGUCCCGUCCUCGUCUACAUGACCAAGGUCGAGAAUGCCGCCAAGGCGGACGGCUCGACAGGCUGGUUCAAGAUCUUCCAGGACACAUGGUCCGCCAAGUCCGGUGCCUACGCCGGAGACGCCGACAACUGGGGCACCAACGACCUCAACAGCUGCUGCGGCCGCAUGGACGUCAAGAUCCCCGCCGACAUCCCCGACGGCGACUACCUCCUGCGCGCCGAGGUCGUCGCCCUCCACGUCGCGGGCCAGUCCGGCGGCGCCCAGCUCUACAUGACCUGCUACCAGAUCACCGUCAGCGGCGGCGGCGGCAAGCUGCCCUCCAGCACCGUCAAGUUUCCCGGCGCGUACAAGGCCAGCGACCCGGGUAUCCUGAUCAACAUUCACUCGACCGUCUCGACCUACGUCGCUCCCGGCCCCGCCGUCAUCGACGGAGGUUCCACCAAGGUCGCCGGCUCGGGCUGCAAGAGCGGCUGCGAGAAGACCUGCGCGGUCGGCAAGGGGACGACUGGCAAGGCGAUCACUGCCGACCCAGGCAGCGGCGGCACCGAUGCCGGCAACGGCGGGUCGUCGACUAGCGGGUCGGCUUGUGCGCAGGCUCAGUUCCAGCAGUGCGGUGGCAAUGGGUACACUGGCUGCACUAACUGUGCUGCCGGGCUCACAUGUAAGGCAGUCUCGCCGCCUUACUACUCCCAGUGUGCAUAA
Thyridium curvatum is the source of this 1320-nucleotide messenger RNA. RefSeq lists its product as uncharacterized. Gene Ontology annotation, biological process: carbohydrate metabolic process. Gene Ontology annotation, molecular function: cellulose binding. The record is from RefSeq and is a predicted model, not a curated record. Gene Ontology annotation, cellular component: extracellular region. The transcript is spliced from 6 exons. The coding region runs from base 1 to 1320 and encodes 439 amino acids. Lineage: Eukaryota; Fungi; Ascomycota; Sordariomycetes; Thyridiales; Thyridiaceae.